AUGGCCGUCUCCCUAGAUGUAGGGCCAACGAUCACCGUCCACGGGGACGCCAGGACUUCUCGACGGUCGGGACGAGUCCGGAAACCGACCGCAAAGGUCAGAGUGGUUGAGCAAGUCAACUACCAAGACAAUGCGGAGCUUGAAGACGAGACCAACAAGCUCUCAAACCUCGUCCAGGAUCUCCUACGACGGGACGCCGAAAGGGAACAGUUCCUGAAAGCCCGCUUCGCAACGAGAAAGCCUACGACAUAUAUGCCUUCGUUCGAGAAAAGCUCAGUCCUCAGGUUCGAGGAGCCCUGA
Molecule: messenger RNA, 300 nt
Organism: Colletotrichum spaethianum
Lineage: Eukaryota; Fungi; Ascomycota; Sordariomycetes; Glomerellales; Glomerellaceae
Exons: 1
Coding region: 1-300 (99 amino acids)
Source: RefSeq, a predicted model, not a curated record